Molecule: messenger RNA, 2122 nt
Organism: Alligator sinensis (Chinese alligator)
Lineage: Eukaryota; Metazoa; Chordata; Crocodylia; Alligatoridae
Gene: VTA1
Product: vesicle trafficking 1
Exons: 8
Coding region: 141-1058 (305 amino acids)
Biological process (GO): late endosome to vacuole transport via multivesicular body sorting pathway
Cellular component (GO): multivesicular body
Source: RefSeq, a predicted model, not a curated record
UGUUGUUGGCCCGGAAGCGGAAGUGACUCCCCGAGGUCAGCAGCAGCCAGACAGGACUCUGCCGGCGCGGAGUGGGGGAGGGGACUGUUGUUGUUGGCUUUACUCUUCUUGCUGCUGCGGCGGGUCCGGCCCGGCGCGUCAUGGCGGCCGCGGCCCUGCCCGCGCUGCCCCCGCAGUUCAAGAGCAUGCAGCACCACCUGCCCGCCGGGCAGGAGCUGGACAAGCGGGAGCCCGUCGUGGCGUACUACUGCCGUUUGUAUGUUAUGCAGACAGGGAUGAAGCUUGACAGUAAAACUCCAGAAUGCCGUAAAUUUUUAUCCAAACUUAUGGAUCAGUUGGAAACUAUGAAGAAGCAAUUGGGUGAUAAUGAAGCUAUUACUCAAGAAAUAGUUGGUUGUGCCCAUGUGGAGAAUUAUGCUUUGAAAAUGUUUCUGUAUGCAGACAAUGAAGAUAGAGCUGGGCAAUUUCACAAAAACAUGAUAAAGUCCUUUUAUACUGCAAGUCUCCUGAUAGAUGUUCUGACAGUAUUUGGGGAGCUCACUGAUGAGAAUGUCCAACACAGAAAGUAUUCUAGAUGGAAGGCUGCAUAUAUUCAUAACUGCCUAAGGAACGGAGAGACUCCUCAGCCUGGACCUAUUGGAAUGGAAGGAGAAGAUUAUGAUGAUGAUGAUAGAGAAGUCGGCUUAUCUAUUCUGCCUGGUCAAGUGUCUCAGCCGUCAACGUCAACAGCUGAACCAAGUGACAUGCCAACUAGUAACUACACUGGUAUACAUAUCCCACCUGGUGCACAUGCUCCAGCCAACACUCCAGCUGAAGUACCUCAUAGCACAGGUGUAGCAAAUAAUACCAUUCAACCCACUCCACAGAAUAUCCCUGCUGUAGAUUCUUCUCUUUACAAUGCUCAAUCUGCAGGGGAAGUGCGUUUGACACCAGAGGACUUUGCCAGAGCUCAGAAAUAUUGCAAAUAUGCUGGCAGUGCUUUACAGUAUGAAGAUGUGAGCACUGCUGUGCAGAAUCUACAGAAGGCCCUCAGGUUGCUGACUACAGGCAGAGAAUGAAGCCUUUGUCCAACAGAUUCAAGUCUUUUGCCUAAAGAACUAACAGUCUAUUACUCUACCUUCCGCCUAUUGGGGGAUCACAGUUUUAUGAAGGCUCUCAAUCCCAUUGCCCAUGACAAUGAAAUCAGUGUCUUGGUAUCAGAUUCCCACUGUAGCAGUAAUUGGCAACCACAAACAGUUUUCAUUUUCCACACAGUGGAACUAGAAACAUCUGAGGGCAGUUGACUGAUAUGUUAAGAUACCAGAGACUCUUAUCUGAGCACUGCUAACAAGUUAGAGCUAAUGCUAUGGUAUUUAGACUAUUUGGAGAAAAACAUUGCGACUUUCUUUAGCAGUUUGGAAGAACAAAGAAAAGUGCUAUACUAGAAUUCUGAGUCUGAAUUUUUCGCUUUUAACAAAGAUGUAAAAAUUAUAAUGAUUCUGGAACUGCAAAUAAAAUGAAGGCUUUCAUGCUGAAAUAUAGGUACCAAGAAUGUGAUAUGAUCUCAUGGUAUAGCUAAAGUAUUGGAAGGAAGGUUUGUUUUGUCUUAAUAAAAUAGAAUUUAAUCAUCAUUUGUCAGUAGUUGCUAGCUACACACAAGGUGAAGGUGUGGGUAGCCUGAUGGUGGGAGGAAAGACAUGGGAAUUUCUUUUUAAGUUUGUUCUAGCUCCUUGGGUAAAAUAUCUUUGGUGCUCUUCUCCCCAGCCUGAAAAUGGACUGCAUGGUUUUUGGUUACAGGUUUUUCCACCUUUGGCAUGGGCAGUCUAAAUUUUGUGUACACUAAGAACACUUCAAAGAAGGGACUGUGGUCUUGAACCUCAAGCCAAGGUUCUAGCUCUUGAACUUUGUGGGUAUUUACAUCUAAUUUCAAGCUUCACACUUGCCUCAUGUUUUUAUUAGGCUCAACCAAGCCUGUACUUUGCCACCGUCAGAGUUUACUGAGAGGCAAAAUUGGUCAUUUCUGUUAGUGCCACUAAUGCUGGGCGUGUCCAGCUCCUAUCCUGCCCUGCAUGCUUUCUUGUGGAGACUUUCGCAACUCUAACAUUGAUUAAAAUAUUUCAAAGCUGAAUGUUAAAGCCUCUUA